Penicillium olsonii is the source of this 5139-nucleotide messenger RNA. The record is from the annotation of a GenBank genome assembly. Lineage: Eukaryota; Fungi; Ascomycota; Eurotiomycetes; Eurotiales; Aspergillaceae.
AUGGCAACCCUCACAGAAUACCCGAUGCAGCCAGCAUCUUACGAGCAAGAUCUGGACUCUUUCAUCAACUUUGAGCAACUCACACACACAUCCGACCCUUCCCGCUCCAAGAUCGCCAUGACCAGCCAACCCUCGGUCGCAAGCACAGAGUUCAACACCAGCGACUCCCGCAGUGCCAGUUUCGCUUCAAGUGGCCAGUCUCCUCUCGCUUUCCAGGGUCCUAGCCACCAAUACGACGAGCACCGACAGCAGACUGGCUUGCCCCCCGGGGCUUUGUCCAUGACCUACAACCAGGUCCCGAUGGGCUUCACCAACAGCCAAGGUUUCCCCGUCAACGCUGACAUGUAUGCCGGUCAUCACAUGAAGCGGGAGGAGGGCCCAUUCGAUUUCAACGCUGCGCCGGGCAGGAACCCCUCAGAGAUGGACAUCGAGUCCGACAGCAUGAACGCCUCGCCAUACUUCUACCCGGCCAACCCCGCUAAGGGACAAUACGUCGACCCCAACGCUCUCGGAGGCCAUGAAUUGGCUCAGGCCGGUCCUUCUACCCAGGUCGGUCGCAUGUACCCUGGUAUGCAUCAGCAGCAGGCUGCGAUGGCCAAGGCCCAGCAACAAAAGCAGAGCGAUAUGGCCCGCUCCCAGGUUCAGCAGCGUGCCGAGCCCACCCCCGCUUUGCCCCAGGCUCGCGGUCCCCGCAACCCCGACCCCGUGGUCGAGGAGCGCAUCUCUCGUUUGCUCCAACAGAUGCGCCAGAACGCCAUGGCCAAUGGCGAGGGCUCCCCCACCCCAUCCAACGGCAUGCCCCAGAUGGCCAAGUCCCGCAAGGAUGAAGCCGACAUGGAUGAGGAUGAGCGUCUUCUUGCAAGUGAGGAGGGCAAGAAGCUCAGCAGCAAGGAGCGUCGCCAGUUGCGCAACAAGGUCUCCGCUCGCGCCUUCCGCUCUCGUCGCAAGGAAUACAUCGGCCAGCUCGAAAGCGAAGUCGCUGCCCGUACCAACGAGGCCCACGAAGUUCGUCUCCAGAACCGCGCUCUCUACGAGGAGAACGCUCGUUUGAACGACCUGGCUCGCAUGCUUCUCGGAUCUCCCCAUUUCAACAACUUUCUGAACGAGAUGGAGGGCCCCCAGCAGCAGCAGCCCGCUCAGCCCCAGCAACAAUCCCAGCAGCCCGCUCAGACCAACAUGCAAGCUAUGCCCAAGGAAAACACCAACCGUGGCCAGGAGUUCCAGAUGCAGCAGAACGCUCAACCAAACAUGGUUAUGAUGCCCAACCAGGGCAUGGACCCUAACAUGGCCAUGAACACUGCUGGCUGGAACACCGGUAUUGACAUGAACUUCGGCAACACCUCCGUCUUCGCUGUCAUGGAGGUUCCCGAGGGCCCUGCUCUUGACGCUGAGAUGUUGUCCGGCAAAUCAUCUUCCUUUGUUCCCGAGAGCUCCAAGAACGAGGCUCCCAUCCUUGAGACUCCCACCAGCUCACCAAGCCAGUCUGACAUCGGCGUCUCUAACCCUGAUGUCGAGAUUGACGAGUCUGACCCUGCCUUUGCUUUGUUCGUCGAUGCUCCCGCUCCCGCCUCCAACGCCGAGACUGCCUUUGAGGGCAUUCCCGGUGAGAAGGCCUCUGAAUUUGAGCUUGUUCUCGAUACUUCCGACGUCAGCGACUCCGCCAAGAGGAAUUUCAACGCCCUCUGCCACAGCAUUGACGCCGCUUUCGAGCGCGUGUCAGCUGUUACGUCCCACCUUCAUCGCGCAUUCGCCAGCGUACUCUUCCGACCCUCGAUCUCAAGGUCGACCUUCCUACGAAGAUACAAUACAAACCGCCAAACGACAGCCUCCCCUGGUCCAAGUUCAGGACCAAAGCGUCCCGGCCGACCCGUGCCAUCUCUGAAUCCUAGCAGUGACCUUCCACUCCGAGUCAGACAGCCCGCAGUCGACCCUCAGGCAUAUAUCAUCCCGGCCCCGCUCAGACACAAGUUUCCGAAUAAGUACUUCAUUUGCGACCCGUCCAAGUUUGAAAUUUCCUCGGUGCCACCCAAGGCCUUACUGGGUGUCAACCCAAUGAAGUUCUUCUACCAGGUUAUCACUACCCCGACGGCCGACACGCCCGGCACGGCCAUCGCCCUCAACUUCCCUGACAAGCGAUAUAUUUUCGGCCAGCUAGCAGAGGGCACACAACGUGCGUGCACGGAACGUGGAGUCAAGGUUGCCCUCCUUACCGAUGUCUUCGUGACCGGGCGGGCGGAAUGGGCCAAUACGGGAGGAAUGAUCGGAAUGAUCCUGACACUUGCCGAUACAAUUACGACGUCAGUUAACGCCGCGGAAGAGGAAAGAAAGAAGAAGGCUAUUCGCAAGGAUGGAACAGUGAGGCCGGAAAAGCCCAAUGAGAAGUUUCAUGGAACGGCCUAUAUCGAACGAAACGGUGAAACCGUUCUCCAGCAAGGGAAUCUCACAAUCCAUGGACCUACCAAUCUCACACACACAUUGGCUACGGCUCGUCGCUUUGUGUUCCGCAAGGGCAUGCCGGUGUUCGUGAAAGAAUAUGAUUCUGAGACCAUGGCUAACCAAGUGCCCACUGGCACCGAAGAUCCGUUCGCCGCCCCUUCCUGGUCUGACUCGAACAUUAAGGUCUGGACACUUCCGAUCAGGCCUAACGAUGCCAAAAAGACUGGCGCGGCGGCGCGGUCCCAGAGUCCUCGGAAGCGGAGCCUGGAUGAGUUCCAGGAAGCUGAGACUGAUGGAUUCUUGGACCAGCGUACCAAGGACCGAAUGGUCACGCAGGCCAUUGUGCAGGAUAUGUUCAACUCUUCAUGGAAGAUGGAUACCCUGCACGAAACUCGACUAGCUGAUGUCAAAAUGCCCGCGGCCAUCUUUGUUCGAAACCCAGAAACCAAGGACCUCGAGCAAUACAAGGGACCCGUCCCGGGUGACGCGGAGCCGCUCCCUGAUAUCACGGUGCUUGUGCGAAAGCCUUGGCCUGGUGCUACUUAUGAGAAUCUCCCUCCCACUACCCCAUCGAGGGAGGCAAUCUCUUACAUCGUACGAAACCAUGAUAUCCGCGGAAAGUUCGACCCGAAGAAGGCCCAGGAGCACAACGUUGAGAAGGGCUCAAAGUACGCUGCUCUUACGAGGGGCGAAAGCGUCCAGUCAAUGGAUGGAAAGACUAUUACCCCCGAGAUGGUUCUAGGAAAUCCUCGAACUGGCAAGGGUGUCGCUAUCAUGGACGUGCCUUCGCCUGAAUACGUUGAAGACUUGGUCUCUCGACCUGAGUGGAAGUCACCUACUGUCACGACUGGAUUGUCAGGUUUCUUCUGGAUUCUCGGUCCUGGUGUUGCUGAACAUCCCAAGCUCCAAGAAUUCAUCAAGAAUAUGUCGCACUGCACACACACGGUGUCCGGCACAGACCAGUGCCCGAACUACUUGGCAAUGACAAGCUCUGCAAACACUACUGUUCAACUCGCUAUCCUGCAGCCUAAUACCUAUUCCGUUCCCGUUCACGACAACACCACUCUACCACAGCCUGGUUCUUCGAAUGCCGGCUCUAAGUCUGCCGCAGCAGCCCUCGAAAACUCCCCACUUGUCCCUCUUCAGCCCGGCACCAUCCUUGAUAUUGAGCCCAAGUUUGGCCUGAAUGACGACGAAGUCAUGCGGCGCUUCAACCCCCAACACAGCAAGGUCCGGAUCCCACGCUCGGUCCAGCAGCGCUUGAACGUUAUCAACCAGCGCGUGGCCAAGCCUGCCUUCCAGCAGAAGCUGCAAGAGGAACGGGCAAAAUGGCCUGGUGCGGAUGCCGAGAUCAUUGCGCUGGGUACUGGCUCCUCUGUUCCUUCAAAGUACCGCAAUGUUUCCGCGACAUUGGUCAAAGUUCCUGGAUACGGUUACUACAUGCUUGAUUGUGGAGAGAACACCUUGGGCCAGUUGAAGCGAGCAUUCGAGCCGGAGCAGCUUCGUGAAAUCCUCCAGAAUCUGCGAAUGAUUUGGAUCAGCCAUUUGCAUGCUGACCAUCACCUUGGCACUGCCUCUCUGAUCAAGGCCUGGUACGAGGAGAACUUCAAGAACGGAGCUGAUCCCACGUCUCCCGAAGCAACCAUCACAGAAAUCCUGAAGGAAAAACGGUUGGCCAUCGUAUCCGCAGAUGCAAUGAUUUCUUGGUUGGAGGAGUAUUCUAUGGUCGAGGAGUUUGGAUUCAAAAAACUUCUUACACUCAGCGCACACGCCUCUGAUGCCGACCUUAAGACCACUUUCUCCCACCGCCUUCCAUCUGGAUAUCGUACCCAGCUCUCCUAUACAGAAGACCAAUACCCCACCACCGCCCUCCUCAAGUCCGCCACUGGCCUAGAAGACCUCCUCACCUGCCAUGUGAAGCACUGCAGGGGGGCUCUAGCCGUCUCUCUCGUCUUCCCCAAUGGAUUCAAGGUCUCCUACUCAGGCGACUGUAGACCCUCUGAGAAAUUCACCGCCAUCGGCAAAGACUCGACAGUUCUAAUCCACGAAGCCACUUUCGGACCCGACAUGGUAGGAAAUGCUAUGGCCAAGCGUCACUCCACAUCCGCCGAAGCCAUCGAAGUCGGCCGACGCAUGCGCGCACGCGCCAUUCUCCUUACUCAUUUCAGCCAACGGUACCAAAAAAUAGCGUACACAAACCACCGCAAAUCAGACGAGCCGAACCCCCGCGAUGCUUCAGCCAAGGAGCCCGUCGAUGCGGACAUUCCAUUCGAUGAUCCACAGGAAGUGAUCGCCGGAAACACCCUUUCGGAUGAUUUGCGCCUUGAGAAGAACUUUAAGACCGCUCCUUUCGAUGGCCCGAUCGCUGGUGCCAUGGAUUUCAUGCGCAUCAAGGUCGGCGACUUUUCCCUUGCGCAUAUUUAUGCUCCUACGCUAGAGAAGAUGGUGGAGAUCACGGAGCGCGCGACACAGGAAGCGGCUGAGCGUGCAAGACUGCUCAGACAGGAGCAGGAAGAUGCUAAGAAGGCGAAGAAUAACAAGAAGUUCGCCAAGCAUGCUGCCACCGCUGCCGCGGCCGCGGCGGCUGCAGCAGUGGCCGAGGUUCAGACCGAGGUUCAGCCUGAGGCUAAGGAGCCUUCUAAGUCUAUUUGGAGCGCCAGUGAGAGUGAGAGUGGAUGGGAGACCAGUGAUGCUGAGCUGUGA